UAUCUUGGUCCCAUCCCCAUACAACUUACAUUACAGGAUCACUGACAUUUAAAGUGAACGUCCCCGAUCACUCCUUAUAUACAUCUAGCAAGUCAUCAUGCUGUUCUGGCAUAGCCAACCUGAGCACUUCUGGCCUACGCCUGCUGAACACUAUCAAAGCCCACCCAAUGCCUUUUACAGAGAUUCCAUUACACUGCCCUUCUUAAAGCAAGAGGACCAAACAAUAACCACCCCAAUGUGCCCAAUCUUCCAGUGUGUACUGUGUGCGCCCAGCUCCCCCGCUGUGAAGCUACAUGAGGAGUCGCUUACCUACCUCAACCAAGGUCAGUCCUAUGAAAUUCGGAUGUUAAGUAACUGGAAGGGAGCUGCUGACCUGCCUGAAGGUCGUCACCUGCUAAAAAGUGUGGUUCGAGUAGUGUUCCAUGAUCGACGUCUGCAGUACAGUGAGAAACAGCAGCUGGAGAGCUGGCAGAUGAGCCACCCUGGGGACAGAAUUCUUGAUAUAGAUAUCCCACUCUCAGUGGGUGUGAUAGACCCUGUUGCACAUACCAGCUCAUUGAAUAUCAUUGAAUUCCUGUGGGACCCCAGUAAGAGAACAUCUGUUUUUAUACAGGUACAUUGUAUCAGUACAGAAUUUACUCAGAGAAAGAACGGAGGAGAGAAGGGUGCCCCAUUCCGAAUUCAGGUGGACACAUACAAGUCAGACUCUCAUGGAGGUUUUACAGAACAUCUCUACUCCUGUAGCUGUCAAGUCAAAGUGUUCAAGCCUAAAGGAGCUGAUCGCAAGCAGAAAACAGACCGUGAUAAGGUGGAGAAACGCUCAACCCUAGAACGGGAGAAGUACCAGCUAGCAUGUGAAAACACUGUCCUGACUGAGGAAAAAAAUGAAAAAAGGGCCUCAUGCACUCCUUGGCCAGACAUUGAUGUACAACGAACUUCAAUCAACAUCCCCAGUCUGUGCUCCCCACGAAUCUACAAGACACCAUCCCUCGAGAGAAUCUGCACAUCUCCAGUAUGUACAUCAGACAGCUCAACAGAGUGUAACGGGGAGGGUCUUAGUCUUUCUGCAUCUAUCAGUGACACUCAACAGUGGCUCAUAAGAAACCGAUUCUCCAAUUACUGUCGAAUGUUUUCUAACUUCACAGGGGCAGAUCUCUUGAAAUUAUCCCGGAGGGAUCUCACUCAGAUAUGUGGAGUAGCUGAUGGCAUCCGUCUGUCUCAUGCACUGACAGAAAGGUCUGUGAGGCCUCGUCUUACAUUAUACAUCAGUGCAGAAUCUAUGGGAAAGAAUCAAAAUGAGGCUGAUUCAAGCCAGACAGCGCUGUAUCAAGAGAUCUAUCUGGAAAACGCAACUGUAGCAGAGUUGACCAAUAAGCUGGCUGACCUUUUCAGUGUGCCAGCCAAUCACAUACUGCGUAUCUCCAGAACAGGCCCCCACGGGAUCCAUAUUCUGCUCAGUGACACAAUGGUGAGAAAUAUGCCAGAUGAAUUCUGCUUUACUGCUUCACUGCAAAAAUUGCAAAAUCCAGAGGGAUAUCACUGCAUCCUGAAGUAAUCCUCAAGUGAAACGUCUCUUCUACACUGGAUAUUAACA
Messenger RNA from Nanorana parkeri, 1594 nucleotides. RefSeq names its product transcription factor CP2-like protein 1. The transcript has 15 exons. The record is from RefSeq and is a predicted model, not a curated record. NCBI's taxonomy places the organism in Eukaryota, Metazoa, Chordata, Amphibia, Anura, Dicroglossidae. Gene Ontology annotation, cellular component: nucleus. Gene Ontology annotation, molecular function: DNA-binding transcription activator activity, RNA polymerase II-specific; RNA polymerase II cis-regulatory region sequence-specific DNA binding. The coding region runs from base 98 to 1555 and encodes 485 amino acids. Gene Ontology annotation, biological process: regulation of transcription by RNA polymerase II.